GCCCGGAGUAACAGCCACGCAGACUAGAAAAAAGGUAAAACGCACUUUCUAAGGGGAGAGAGUGAGAAGGGAGGGGAGAGAGAAAAACGCCCUGGACACGGAGGGAGACUCGGGUUGAUAAAGCAAGAAAAGUUUUUUUUGAAUGAGAGAAAUAAGGUUUGAUUGGGAAGAAGAAUUACGUGCUUUUAUCGACUGCUGGGACCGCAGGAGGAGAAGAGGACACUGCUGAAGAUGCUCAAGCUGCUGUGUUAAAGUUGUUGCAACUCAAACUGCUCAUAGACAAACAGGAAGCAAAGAGACAGAGCCCUUGGCCUUGCUUCAGCAAUCCAAAGUACGAAAACCAAGGCAGAAACAAACGACACCAGAGCAUAGACAGAGGACAAGAACAAACAAAGGAUGGCUGAGGAGGAGGAAACCAGGGAGGUGCUCUUCUCUGACUGGUCAGGUCCAGAAAAACAGGGAAUGACCCUUGAGCAGUCAGGCGAAGGAGAGAUCUAUGUCAAAGAGGUGAAAAUGGAGUCGCCUGCUGGACGCACUGGAAGAGUACAUGAGGGUGAUCAAAUUGUGGGUGCCACCAUCUAUUUUGACAACAUGAGUUCCAAGGAGACGACGGAGCUCCUCAAGACCCUAAACAAACACAAGGUUGGACUGAAACUACAGAACAAGGACAAGUCACCAUGCCGCUCCCCCAUGGGCACUCUGUCACCCUGCCGAUCCCCAAUGGGAACUCUGACGUAUGAAGGGAGAGGAAGGGUUGGAGGCUCAAGCCAAGACAUUAUCCUGAGUGGGGAUGAUGAAGAUUACAAGAGAAUAUAUUCCAAGAAGAUUAAGCCCCGGCUGAAGUCUGAGGAUCUGGCGGAGGGCGUGGACGUCCGUACGGAGCGUCACAGCAGCACCAGCACCGACGGCAGCACGAUCACCACCAUCACCCGUCGCAUCACUACCUACACCGUGGACAUGCCAGAGGGCGUGGACGAGCAGCGUGAUCUAACCAGCCCAGAGUUUAAAGGGCAACGGUACGAGCAGUCAGGAGGGGGCAGCUCGUCUCAAAUCCGAGUUUUACACGGAAGCGGAAGCUCUUCAGGUAUAGGAGGUGGAUUGGAGGGGGGUGAUUUUGAACUAGGAGGUGAUGGUGUUUCCUUCACUGGGCCGGAUGUAACUAGCUCUUCUGAGAAGCACUGGAGCACUGGAGGGGUGAAGACCACCACUGUAACGAGGGAGAUAGAGGGCGGAGAUGGAGGAGCAGCAGGGAUCAGAUUCAAAGGAUCUAGCUUUGGGAUGCCUGGGGCGAAGGGUCAGCGGGAGUUUGGCCUCUAUAGAGGGGGUGAGCAGGGGGAGCAGGGGGGCGUUCAGGUUUCAGGUGACUCAGCUGACUACCAGGCAGGAUCAGUCAAUGUCACGGCACCUGGAAAAACAACAAAUAUUUCAUCCAGCUCCAUAUCAAUGGGUAAAGGGGAGGUGAGAGGAGUAGACGUUCAUUUGCCUGGUAGAGGCAGUGCAGACUGGCAGGGUAGGGUUGGAGGUUCAGUACCUGGAAUAACCAUUAGUGAUCAACAGGUGAGAGGGUCUGGGAGCGUAGGUCUCUCCAGAGGCAACCAGGGUGGGGUUUCCUUACCCAACAUGCCAGGCAUUGAUACAGGCUUGAAUGGGGGCAAGAUAUCAACAGACAUAAGAGUGCCAACACUUGACAUCAAUACAGGCAUGAAGGAGUCUGGCUCAGUGAAAAUGUCUGUAAAAGAAACAACAAUGGAAAGCAAACUGAAAGGUGGCAUCAAAAUGCCAUCAUUUGGACUGAACACUGGAGGUGCAGAAAGCGAUGGAGAUGUUAAACUACGGAAGGUCAAGGGUAGUGUAGAUGUUUCGGUACCUGGGGUAGAUGUAGAUUUAUCAGGCGCAUCUAGGAAUAUGAAAGGAGGAAAGACGAUAGGUGGUGUUGCCAUCAAAGGACCCAAAGUAGACAUUAAAGGUUCAGGUGUUGAUAUAGAAGGUCCAGAAGGCGGAUUCAAGAUACCCAAAGAAAAGAUACCAUCAUUUGGAGUCAGAGGAGCCGGACUUGAGGGUCCUGGGAUCGAUGUCAACCUACCAAAAACUGACAUUGACAUCAGAGCUCCCAAAGUAGACAUUGAAGGUCCAGAUGUUGACAUUGAAGGUUCAGGAGGAUUUAAGAUGCCAAAGAUGAAGAUGCCCUCAUUUGGAAUCAAAGGAUCUAAAUUGGAGGGUCCAGAUAUUGAUGUCAAACUACCAAAAGCUGACAUUGACAUCAAGGCUCCCAAAGUUGACAUUAAAGGUCCAUCAAUAUCAGGACCAAAGAUCUCAAUGCCCGAUGUGGACUUCAAUCUGAAAGGCUCAAAGGUGAAGGGAGAUUUGAGUAUGUCAGGAGACGUCAAAGCACCCAAAGUAGACAUUGAAGGUCCAGAUGUUGACAUUGAAGGUUCAGGAGGAUUUAAGUUGCCGAAGAUGAAAAUACCCUCAUUUGGAAUCAAAGGGUCCAAAGUUGAGGGGGAAGUUGAUGUCAAACUACCUAAAGGUGACAUUGACAUCAAGGGACCUAAUGUUAACAUCAAAGGUCCAGAACUUGACUUCGAAGGCCCUGAUGGGAAAAUCAAGGGUCCAAAAUUCACAAUGCCAUCAAUGUCAGGCCCAAAGGUCUCAAUGCCUGAUAUGGACAUCAAUCUGAAAGGUCCAAAGGUGAAGGGAGAUGUAGAUGUGUCAGUGCCAAAGCUAGAAGGAGACAUCAAGGCUCCCAAAGUUGACAUUAAAGGUCCAUCAAUAUCAGGACCAAAGAUCUCAAUGCCCGAUGUGGACUUCAAUCUAAAAGGCCCAAAGGUGAAGGGAGAUUUGAGUUUGUCAGGAGACCUCAAAGCACCCAAAGUAGACAUUGAAGGUCCAGAUGUUGACAUUGAAGGUUCAGGAGGAUUUAAGAUGCCAAAGAUGAAGAUGCCAUCAUUUGGAAUCAAAGGGUCCAAAGUUGAGGGGGAAGUUGAUGUCAAACUACCUAAAGGUGACAUUGACAUCAAGGCUCCCAAAGUUGACAUUAAAGGUCCAUCAAUAUCAGGACCAAAUAUCUCAAUUCCCGAUGUGGACUUCAACCUGAAAGGCCCAAAGGUGAAGGGAGAUUUGGGUUUGUCAGGGGACCUCAAAGCACCCAAAGUAGACAUUGAAGGUCCAGAUGUUGACAUUGGAGGUUCAGGAGGAUUUAAGAUGCCAAAGAUGAAGAUGCCAUCAUUUGGAAUCAAAGGGUCCAAAGUUGAGGGAGAAGUUGAUGUCAAACUACCAAAAGCUGACAUUGACAUCAAGGCUCCCAAAGUUGACAUUAAAGGUCCAUCAAUAUCAGGACCAAAGAUCUCAAUGCCCGAUGUGGACUUCAAUCUAAAAGGCCCAAAGGUGAAGGGAGAUUUGGGUUUGUCAGGGGACCUCAAAGCACCCAAAGUAGACGUUAAAGGUCCAGAUGUUGACGUUGAAGGAUUAGGAGGAUUUAAGAUGCCAAAGAUGAAGAUGCCCUCAUUUGGAAUCAAAGGAUCUAAUUUGGAGGGUCCAGAUAUUGAUGUCAACCUACCAAAAGCUGACAUUGACAUCAAAGCUCCCAAAGUUGACAUUAAAGGUCCAUCAAUAUCAGGACCAAAGAUCUCAAUGCCCGAUGUGGACUUCAACCUGAAAGGUCCAAAAGUGAAGGGAGAUUUGGGUUUGUCAGGGGACCUCAAAGCACCCAAAGUAGACAUUGAAGGUCCAGAUGUUGACAUUGAAGGUUCAGGAGGAUUUAAGAUGCCAAAGGUAAAGAUGCCCUCAUUUGGAAUCAAAGGGUCCAAAGUUGACGGAGAUAUUCAUGUCAACCUACCAAAAGCUGACAUUGACAUCAAGGCUCCCAAAGUUGACAUUAAAGGUCCAUCAAUAUCAGGACCAAAUAUCUCAAUGCCCGAUGUGGACUUCAAUCUAAAAGGUCCAAAGGUGAAGGGAGAUUUGGGCAUGUCAGGAGACUUCAAAGCACCCAAAGUAGACGUUGAAGGUCCAGAUGUUGACAUUGGAGGUUCAGGAGGAUUUAAGAUGCCAAAGGUGAAGAUGCCCUCAUUUGGAAUCAAAGGAUCUAAAUUGGAGGGUCCAGAUAUUGAUGUCAACCUACCAAAAGCUGACAUUGACAUCAAGGCUCCCAAAGUUGACAUUAAAAGUCCAUCAAUAUCAGGACCAAAGAUCUCAAUGCCAGAUGUGGACUUCAACAUGAAAGGACCAAAGGUGAAGGGAGAUUUGGGUUUGUCAGGGGACCUCAAAGCACCCAAAGUAGACAUCGAAUGUCCAGAUGUUGACAUUGGAGGUUCAGGAGGAUUUAAGAUGCCAAAGAUGAAGAUGCCAUCAUUUGGAAUCAAAGGGUCCAAAGUUGAGGGAGAAGUUGAUGUCAAACUACCUAAAGGUGACAUUGACAUCAAGGGACCUAAUGUUAACAUCAAAGGUCCAGAACUUGACUUCGAAGGCCCUGAUGGGAAAAUCAAGGGUCCAAAAUUCACGAUGCCAUCAAUGUCAGGCCCAAAGGUCUCAAUGCCUGAUAUGGACAUCAAUCUGAAAGGUCCAAAGGUGAAGGGAGAUGUAGAUGUGUCAGUGCCAAAGCUAGAAGGAGACAUCAAGGCUCCCAAAGUUGACAUUAAAGGUCCAUCAAUAUCAGGACCAAAGAUCUCAAUGCCCGAUGUGGACUUCAAUCUAAAAGGCCCAAAGGUGAAGGGAGAUUUGGGUUUGUCAGGGGACCUCAAAGCACCCAAAGUAGACGUUAAAGGUCCAGAUGUUGACGUUGAAGGAUCAGGAGGAUUUAAGAUGCCAAAGGUGAAGAUGCCCUCAUUUGGAAUCAAAGGAUCUAAUUUGGAGGGUCCAGAUAUUGAUGUCAACCUACCAAAAGCUGACAUUGACAUCAAAGCUCCCAAAGUUGACAUUAAAGGUCCAUCAAUAUCAGGACCAAAGAUCUCAAUGCCCGAUGUGGACUUCAACCUGAAAGGCCCAAAGGUGAAGGGAGAUUUGAGUUUGUCAGGGGACCUUAAAGCACCCAAAGUAGACAUUGAAGGUCCAGAUGUUGACAUUGAAGGUUCAGGAGGAUUUAAGAUGCCAAAGGUAAAGAUGCCCUCAUUUGGAAUCAAAGGGUCCAAAGUUGACGGAGAUGUUGAUGUCAAACUACCAAAAGCUGACAUUGACAUCAAGGCUCCCAAAGUUGACAUUAAAGGUCCAUUAAUAUCAGGACCAAAGAUCUCAAUGCCCGAUGUGGACUUCAACCUGAAAGGCCCAAAGGUGAAGGGAGAUUUGGGCAUGUCAGGAGACUUCAAAGCACCCAAAGUAGACAUUGAAGGUCCAGAUGUUGACAUUGAAGGAUCAGGAGGAUUUAAGAUGCCAAAGAUGAAGAUGCCCUCAUUUGGAAUCAAAGGGUCUAAAUUGGAGGGUCCAGAUAUUGAUGUCAACCUACCAAAAGCUGACAUUGACAUCAAAGCUCCCAAAGUUGACAUUAAAGGUCCAUCAAUAUCAGGACCAAAGAUCUCAAUGCCCGAUGUGGACUUCAACCUGAAAGGCCCAAAGGUGAAGGGAGAUUUGAGUUUGUCAGGGGACCUUAAAGCACCCAAAGUAGACAUUGAAGGUCCAGAUGUUGACAUUGAAGGUUCAGGAGGAUUUAAGAUGCCAAAGGUGAAGAUGCCCUCAUUUGGAAUCAAAGGGUCCAAAGUUGAGGGAGAAGUUGAUGUCAAACUACCUAAAGGUGACAUUGACAUCAAGGGACCUAAUGUUAACAUCAAAGGUCCAGAACUUGACUUCGAAGGCCCUGAUGGGAAAAUCAAGGGUCCAAAAUUCACAAUGCCAUCAAUGUCAGGCCCAAAGGUCUCAAUGCCUGAUAUGGACAUCAAUCUGAAAGGUCCAAAGGUGAAGGGAGAUGUAGAUGUGUCAGUGCCAAAGCUAGAAGGAGACAUCAAGGCUCCCAAAGUUGACAUUAAAGGUCCAUCAAUAUCAGGACCAAAGAUCUCAAUGCCCGAUGUGGACUUCAAUCUAAAAGGCCCAAAGGUGAAGGGAGAUUUGGGUUUGUCAGGGGACCUCAAAGCACCCAAAGUAGACGUUAAAGGUCCAGAUGUUGACGUUGAAGGAUUAGGAGGAUUUAAGAUGCCAAAGAUGAAGAUGCCCUCAUUUGGAAUCAAAGGAUCUAAUUUGGAGGGUCCAGAUAUUGAUGUCAACCUACCAAAAGCUGACAUUGACAUCAAAGCUCCCAAAGUUGACAUUAAAGGUCCAUCAAUAUCAGGACCAAAGAUCUCAAUGCCCGAUGUGGACUUCAACCUGAAAGGUCCAAAAGUGAAGGGAGAUUUGGGUUUGUCAGGGGACCUCAAAGCACCCAAAGUAGACAUUGAAGGUCCAGAUGUUGACAUUGAAGGUUCAGGAGGAUUUAAGAUGCCAAAGGUAAAGAUGCCCUCAUUUGGAAUCAAAGGGUCCAAAGUUGACGGAGAUAUUGAUGUCAACCUACCAAAAGCUGACAUUGACAUCAAGGCUCCCAAAGUUGACAUUAAAGGUCCAUCAAUAUCAGGACCAAAGAUCUCAAUGCCCGAUGUGGACUUCAAUCUAAAAGGCCCAAAGGUGAAGGGAGAUUUGGGUUUGUCAGGGGACCUCAAAGCACCCAAAGUAGACGUUAAAGGUCCAGAUGUUGACGUUGAAGGAUUAGGAGGAUUUAAGAUGCCAAAGGUGAAGAUGCCCUCAUUUGGAAUCAAAGGAUCUAAUUUGGAGGGUCCAGAUAUUGAUGUCAACCUACCAAAAGCUGACAUUGACAUCAAAGCUCCCAAAGUUGACAUUAAAGGUCCAUCAAUAUCAGGACCAAAGAUCUCAAUGCCCGAUGUGGACUUCAACCUGAAAGGUCCAAAGGUGAAGGGAGAUUUGGGUUUGUCAGGGGACCUCAAAGCACCCAAAGUAGACAUUGAAGGUCCAGAUGUUGACAUUGAAGGUUCAGGAGGAUUUAAGAUGCCAAAGGUAAAGAUGCCCUCAUUUGGAAUCAAAGGGUCCAAAGUUGACGGAGAUGUUGAUGUCAAACUACCAAAAGCUGACAUUGACAUCAAGGCUCCCAAAGUUGACAUUAAAGGUCCAUCAAUAUCAGGACCAAAGAUCUCAAUGCCCGAUGUGGACUUCAAUCUAAAAGGUCCAAAGGUGAAGGGAGAUUUGGGCAUGUCAGGAGACUUCAAAGCACCCAAAGUAGACGUUGAAGGUCCAGAUGUUGACAUUGAAGGAUCAGGAGGAUUUAAGAUGCCAAAGAUGAAGAUGCCCUCAUUUGGAAUCAAAGGAUCUAAAUUGGAGGGUCCAGAUAUUGAUGUCAACCUACCAAAAGCUGACAUUGACAUCAAGGCUCCCAAAGUUGACAUUAAAAGUCCAUCAAUAUCAGGACCAAAGAUCUCAAUGCCCGAUGUGGACUUCAACCUGAAAGGACCAAAGGUGAAGGGAGAUUUGGGUUUGUCAGGGGACCUCAAAGCACCCAAAGUAGACAUCGAAGGUCCAGAUGUUGACAUUGAAGGUUCAGGAGGAUUUAAGAUGCCAAAGAUGAAGAUGCCAUCAUUUGGAAUCAAAGGGUCCAAAGUUGAGGGAGAAGUUGAUGUCAAACUACCUAAAGGUGACAUUGACAUCAAGGGACCUAAUGUUAACAUCAAAGGUCCAGAACUUGACUUCGAAGGCCCUGAUGGGAAAAUCAAGGGUCCAAAAUUCACGAUGCCAUCAAUGUCAGGCCCAAAGGUCUCAAUGCCUGAUAUGGACAUCAAUCUGAAAGGUCCAAAGGUGAAGGGAGAUGUAGAUGUGUCAGUGCCAAAGCUAGAAGGAGACAUCAAGGCUCCCAAAGUUGACAUUAAAGGUCCAUCAAUAUCAGGACCAAAGAUCUCAAUGCCCGAUGUGGACUUCAAUCUAAAAGGCCCAAAGGUGAAGGGAGAUUUGGGUUUGUCAGGGGACCUCAAAGCACCCAAAGUAGACGUUAAAGGUCCAGAUGUUGACGUUGAAGGAUUAGGAGGAUUUAAGAUGCCAAAGGUGAAGAUGCCCUCAUUUGGAAUCAAAGGAUCUAAUUUGGAGGGUCCAGAUAUUGAUGUCAACCUACCAAAAGCUGACAUUGACAUCAAAGCUCCCAAAGUUGACAUUAAAGGUCCAUCAAUAUCAGGACCAAAGAUCUCAAUGCCCGAUGUGGACUUCAACCUGAAAGGUCCAAAGGUGAAGGGAGAUUUGGGUUUGUCAGGGGACCUCAAAGCACCCAAAGUAGACAUUGAAGGUCCAGAUGUUGACAUUGAAGGUUCAGGAGGAUUUAAGAUGCCAAAGGUAAAGAUGCCCUCAUUUGGAAUCAAAGGGUCCAAAGUUGACGGAGAUGUUGAUGUCAAACUACCAAAAGCUGACAUUGACAUCAAGGCUCCCAAAGUUGACAUUAAAGGUCCAUCAAUAUCAGGACCAAAGAUCUCAAUGCCCGAUGUGGACUUCAAUCUAAAAGGUCCAAAGGUGAAGGGAGAUUUGGGCAUGUCAGGAGACUUCAAAGCACCCAAAGUAGACGUUGAAGGUCCAGAUGUUGACAUUGAAGGAUCAGGAGGAUUUAAGAUGCCAAAGAUGAAGAUGCCUUCGUUUGGAAUCAAAGGAUCUAAAUUGGAGGGUCCAGAUAUUGAUGUCAACCUACCAAAAGCUGACAUUGACAUCAAGGCUCCCAAAGUUGACAUUAAAGGUCCAUCAAUAUCAGGACCAAAGAUCUCAAUGCCCGAUGUGGACUUCAAUCUGAAAGGUCCCAAGCUGAAGGGAGAUGUGGAUGUGUCAGUGCCAAAGAUAAAAGGAGACAUCAAAUCACCGAAAGUAGACAUUGAAGGUCCAGAUGUUGACUUUGAAGGAUCAGGAGGAAUUAAAAUGCCAAAGAUGAAGAUGCCGUCUAUGACUGGCCCCAAAAUGUCAAUGCCUGAUGUUGAUUUCAGUCUCAAAGGGCCAAAGUUCAAAGGGGGAGUUGAGGGAGAAAUGAGUACACCCAAAUCUGAAUUUGAAGGAUUGGAUAUCUCAGUAGAGAGUCCAGACAUUGCACCAAAGAAGUCUAAGUUCAAAAUGCCAAAGUUUGGAUUCAAAGGGCCCAAAGUCAAGUCUCCUGAGGUUGAUGUAAAGCUAGCAAAAGCAGAUAUCAAUAUCAAAGCACCGAAAGGUAGUGUUCCAGACCUUGACCUUGACAUUGGGGCUAACAGCCCUAAGGUCAAAGGAUCCAAAUUCAAAAUGCCUAAAUUUGGAUUCAAAAGCCCGAAGGUAGAGAUGCCAGAAGUAGAUAUUAAUCUUCCUAAAGCUGACAUUGACUUCAAGGGACCCAAUGUCGAUAUUAAAGGUCCUCAUGUUGACAUUGAAAGUCCUGAUGGCAAAAUCAAGGGACCAAAAAACAAGAUGCCAUCAAUAUCAGGACCAAAGAUCUCUAUGCCUGAUGUGGACUUCAACCUGAAAGGUCCAAAGGUGAAAGGAGAUGUGAAUGUUUCAGUCCCCAAGAUCGAAGGAGACAUCAAAGCUCCAAACGUAGACAUUGAAGGCCCAGAUGGUAAAAUCAAAGGGCCGAAGUUCAAGAUGCCAUCAAUAUCAGGACCAAACAUCUCAAUGCCUGACAUGGACUUCAACCUGAAAGGUCCAAAGAUGAAGGGAGAUCUGGAUCUGUCAGGAAACCUCAAAGCACCCAAAGUAGACAUAGAAGGUCCAGAUGUUGACAUUGAAGGUUCAGGAGGAUUUAAGAUGCCGAAGAUGAAGAUGCCCUCAUUUGGAAUCAAAUUACCCAAAGUUGAGGGAGAUUUUGAUGUCAAUCUACCUAAAGGCGACAUUGACAUUGAAGGUCCAGAAAUUGACAUUGCAGGUCCAGAUGGUAAAAUCAAAGGGCCGAAAUUCAAGAUGCCAUCAAUAUCAGGACCAAACAUCUCAAUGCCUGACAUGGACUUCAACCUGAAAGGUCCAAAGAUGAAAGGAGAUGUGAAUGUUUCAGUCCCCAAGAUCGAGGGAGACAUCAAAGGUCCAAACGUAGACAUUGAAGGUGCAGAUGGUAAAAUCAAAGGGCCGAAAUUCAAGAUGCCAUCAAUAUCUGGACCAAAGAUCUCGAUGCCUGAUGUGGACUUCAACCUGAAAGGUCCAAAGGUGAAGGGAGAUCUGGAUAUCUCAGGAAACCUCAAAGCACCCAAAGUAGACAUUGAAGGUCCAGAUGUUGACAUUGAAGGUUCAGGAGGAUUUAAGAUGCCAAAGAUGAAGAUGCCUUCGUUUGGAAUCAAAGGACCCAAAGUUGAGGGAGAUUUUGAUGUCAAUCUACCUAAAGGCGACAUUGACAUUGAAGGUCCAGAAAUUGACAUUGCAGGUCCAGAUGGUAAAAUCAAAGGGCCGAAAUUCAAGAUGCCAUCAAUAUCAGGACCAAACAUCUCAAUGCCUGACAUGGACUUCAACCUGAAAGGUCCAAAGGUGAAAGGAGAUGUGAAUGUUUCAGUCCCCAAGAUCGAAGGAGACAUCAAAGGUCCAAACCUAGACAUUGAAGGUGCAGAUGGUAAAAUCAAAGGGCCGAAAUUCAAGAUGCCAUCAAUAUCUGGACCAAACAUCUCAAUGCCUGACAUGGACUUCAACCUGAAAGGUCCAAAGGUGAAGGGAGAUCUGGAUAUAUCAGGAAACCUCAAAGCACCCAAAGUAGACAUUGAAGGUCCAGAUGUUGACAUUGAAGGUUCUGGAGGAUUUAAGAUGCCAAAGAUGAAGAUGCCUUCGUUUGGAUUCAAAGGACCCAAAGUUGAGGGAGAUUUUGAUGUCAAUCUACCUAAAGGCGACAUUGACAUUGAAGGUCCAGAAAUUGACAUUGCAGGUCCAGAUGGUAAAAUCAAAGGACCGAAAUUCAAGAUGCCAUCAAUAUCUGGACCAAAGAUCUCUAUGCCUGAUGUGGACUUCAACCUGAAAGGUCCAAAGGUGAAAGGAGACGUGAAUGUUUCAGUCCCCAAGAUCGAGGGAGACAUCAAAGGUCCAAACGUAGAAAUUGAAGGUCCAGAUGGUAAAAUCAAAGGGCCGAAAUUCAAGAUGCCAUCAAUAUCAGGACCAAACAUCUCAAUGCCUGACAUGGACUUCAACCUGAAAGGUCCAAAGGUGAAGGGAGAUCUGGAUAUAUCAGGAAACCUCAAAGCACCCAAAGUAGACAUUGAAGGUCCAGAUGUUGACAUUGAAGGUUCUGGAGGAUUUAAGAUGCCAAAGAUGAAGAUGCCUUCGUUUGGAUUCAAAGGACCCAAAGUUGAGGGAGAUUUUGAUGUCAAUCUACCUAAAGGCGACAUUGACAUUGAAGGUCCAGAAAUUGACAUUGCAGGUCCAGAUGGUAAAAUCAAAGGACCGAAAUUCAAGAUGCCAUCAAUAUCUGGACCAAAGAUCUCUAUGCCUGAUGUGGACUUCAACCUGAAAGGUCCAAAGGUGAAGGGAGAUCUGGAUAUCUCAGGAAACCUCAAAGCACCCAAAGUAGACAUUGAAGGUCCAGAUGUUGACAUUGAAGGUUCAGGAGGAUUUAAGAUGCCAAAGAUGAAGAUGCCUUCGUUUGGAAUCAAAGGACCCAAAGUUGAGGGAGACUUUGAUGUCAAUCUACCUAAAGGCGACAUUGACAUUGAAGGUCCAGAAAUUGACAUUGAAGGUCCAGAUGGUAAAAUCAAAGGGCCGAAAUUCAAGAUGCCAUCAAUAUCUGGACCAAAGAUCUCUAUGCCUGAUGUGGACUUCAACCUGAAAGGUCCAAAGGUGAAGGGAGAUCUGGAUAUCUCUGGAAACCUCAAAGCACCCAAAGUAGACAUUGAAGGUCCAGAUGUUGACAUUGAAGGUUCAGGAGGAUUUAAGAUGCCAAAGAUGAAGAUGCCUUCGUUUGGAAUCAAAGGACCCAAAGUUGAGGGAGACUUUGAUGUCAAUCUACCUAAAGGCGACAUUGACAUUGAAGGUCCAGAAAUUGACAUUGCAGGUCCAGAUGGUAAAAUCAAAGGACCGAAAUUCAAGAUGCCAUCAAUAUCUGGACCAAAGAUCUCUAUGCCUGAUGUGGACUUCAACCUGAAAGGUCCAAAGGUGAAAGGAGACGUGAAUGUUUCAGUCCCCAAGAUCGAGGGAGACAUCAAAGGUCCAAACGUAGACAUUGAAGGUCCAGAUGGUAAAAUCAAAGGGCCGAAAUUCAAGAUGCCAUCAAUAUCAGGACCAAACAUCUCAAUGCCUGACAUGGACUUCAACCUGAAAGGUCCAAAGAUGAAGGGAGAUCUGGAUCUGUCAGGAAACCUCAAGGCACCCAAAGUAGACAUUGAAGGUCCAGAUGUUGACAUUGAAGGUUCAGGAGGAUUUAAGAUGCCAAAGAUGAAGAUGCCCUCAUUUGGAUUCAAAGGACCCAAAGUUGAGGGAGAUUUUGAUGUCAAUCUACCUAAAGUCGACAUUGACAUUGAAGGUCCAGAAAUUGACAUUGCAGGUCCAGAUGGUAAAAUCAAAGGGCCGAAAUUCAAGAUGCCAUCAAUAUCAGGACCAAACAUCUCAAUGCCUGACAUGGACUUCAACCUGAAAGGUCCAAAGGUGAAAGGAGAUGUGAAUGUUUCAGUCCCCAAGAUCGAAGGAGACAUCAAAGGUCCAAACGUAGACAUUGAAGGUCCAGAUGGUAAAAUCAAAGGGCCGAAAUUCAAGAUGCCAUCAAUAUCUGGACCAAACAUCUCAAUGCCUGACAUGGACUUCAACCUGAAAGGUCCAAAGGUGAAGGGAGAUCUGGAUAUAUCAGGAAACCUCAAAGCACCCAAAGUAGACAUUGAAGGUCCAGAUGUUGACAUUGAAGGUUCUGGAGGAUUUAAGAUGCCAAAGAUGAAGAUGCCUUCGUUUGGAUUCAAAGGACCCAAAGUUGAGGGAGAUUUUGAUGUCAAUCUACCUAAAGGCGACAUUGACAUUGAAGGUCCAGAAAUUGACAUUUUAGGUCCAGAUGGUAAAAUCAAAGGACCGAAAUUCAAGAUGCCAUCAAUAUCUGGACCAAAGAUCUCUAUGCCUGAUGUGGACUUCAACCUGAAAGGUCCAAAGGUGAAGGGAGAUCUGGAUAUCUCAGGAAACCUCAAAGCACCCAAAGUAGACAUUGAAGGUCCAGAUGUUGACAUUGAAGGUUCAGGAGGAUUUAAGAUGCCAAAGAUGAAGAUGCCUUCGUUUGGAAUCAAAGGACCCAAAGUUGAGGGAGAUUUUGAUGUCAAUCUACCUAAAGGCGACAUUGACAUUGAAGGUCCAGAAAUUGACAUUGAAGGUCCAGAUGGUAAAAUCAAAGGGCCGAAAUUCAAGAUGCCAUCAAUAUCUGGACCAAAGAUCUCUAUGCCUGAUGUGGACUUCAACCUGAAAGGUCCAAAGGCAAAGGGAGAUCUGGAUAUCUCAGGAAACCUCAAAGCACCCAAAGUAGACAUUGAAGGUCCAGAUGUUGACAUUGAAGGUUCAGGAGGAUUUAAGAUGCCAAAGAUGAAGAUGCCUUCGUUUGGAAUCAAAGGACCCAAAGUUGAGGGAGAUUUUGAUGUCAAUCUACCUAAAGGCGACAUUGACAUUGAAGGUCCAGAAAUUGACAUUGCAGGUCCAGAUGGUAAAAUCAAAGGACCGAAAUUCAAGAUGCCAUCAAUAUCUGGACCAAAGAUCUCUAUGCCUGAUGUGGACUUCAACCUGAAAGGUCCAAAGGUGAAAGGAGAUGUGAAUGUUUCAGUCCCCAAGAUCGAGGGAGACAUCAAAGGUCCAAACGUAGACAUUGAAGGUCCAGAUGGUAAAAUCAAAGGGCCGAAAUUCAAGAUGCCAUCAAUAUCUGGUCCAAACAUCUCAAUGCCUGACAUGGACUUCAACCUGAAAGGUCCAAAGAUGAAGGGAGAUCUGGAUAUCUCAGGAAACCUCAAGGCACCCAAAGUAGACAUUGAAGGUCCAGAUGUUGACAUUGAAGGUUCUGGAGGAUUUAAGAUGCCAAAGAUGAAGAUGCCUUCGUUUGGAUUCAAAGGACCCAAAGUUGAGGGAGAUUUUGAUGUCAAUCUACCUAAAGGCGACAUUGACAUUGAAGGUCCAGAAAUUGACAUUGCAGGUCCAGAUGGUAAAAUCAAAGGACCGAAAUUCAAGAUGCCAUCAAUAUCUGGACCAAAGAUCUCUAUGCCUGAUGUGGACUUCAACCUGAAAGGUCCAAAGGUGAAGGGAGAUCUGGAUAUCUCAGGAAACCUCAAGGCACCCAAAGUAGACAUUGAAGGUCCAGAUGUUGACAUUGAAGGUUCAGGAGGAUUUAAGAUGCCAAAGAUGAAGAUGCCUUCGUUUGGAAUCAAAGGACCCAAAGUUGAGGGAGAUUUUGAUGUCAAUCUACCUAAAGGCGACAUUGACAUUGAAGGUCCAGAAAUUGACAUUGCAGGUCCAGAUGGUAAAAUCAAAGGGCCGAAAUUCAAGAUGCCAUCAAUAUCAGGACCAAACAUCUCAAUGCCUGACAUGGACUUCAACCUGAAAGGUCCAAAGAUGAAGGGAGAUGUGAAUGUUUCAGUCCCCAAGAUUGAAGGAGACAUCAAAGGUCCAAACCUAGACAUUGAAGGUCCAGAUGGUAAAAUCAAAGGGCCGAAAUUCAAGAUGCCAUCAAUAUCUGGACCAAACAUAUCAAUGCCUGACAUGGACUUCAACCUGAAAGGUCCAAAGAUGAAGGGAGAUCUGGAUAUAUCAGGAAACCUCAAAGCACCCAAAGUAGACAUUGAAGGUCCAGAUGUUGACAUUGAAGGUUCAGGAGGAUUUAAGAUGCCAAAGAUGAAGAUGCCUUCGUUUGGAUUCAAAGGUCCCAAACUUGAGGGUCCAGAUAUUGAUUGCAACCUACCUAAAGCUGAUAUUGACCUCAAGGCUCCCAAAAUUGACAUUAAAGGUCCAGAUCUCAACCUCAGAGGCCCUGAUGCUAAGUUGUCCGGUGGAUCCCUUGAUAUGGGAAGUCCCAGUUUCAGUUUUGACAAACCAGAUGUUAAGUUUCCUAAGUUCAAAGGUCCCACAUUUGGUAUUAGGUCACCUGAAGUUGAAGGGCCUGAACUGAAUAUGGAUGUGAAGGCACCUGAGGUUGACCUUAACCUAGGGGAUGCAAAUAUCAAAGGACCUAAAUUCAAAGCACCAAAGAUCCAUAUGGGAGGAAAGAGCCCCAAAUUAAAUGUUAAUUUGCCAGAGGUCGACAGUAGUCUAGAAGCCCCUGAUGUUGACGUUCAUGUCAAAGGAAAGAAAGGUAAAUUCAAACUGCCCAAAAUCAAAGGGAAAGCAAAGAAACAUGAUGUAGAUAUUGACCUUGAAACAUCAGGUGUAGAUUUAGAUGUUGACUCUCCUGAGCUUCACCUGAAAGGAGCAAAAGUAAAGAAACCUUUCUUUGGAAAACUUCAUUUCCCUGAUGUGGAAUUUGAUGUAAAAUCUCCCAAAGUUAAAGGUGAUGGCUCUCUGUCUGGUGGCUUGUCAUCUGGGAGUCUACAAGCCAAUAUUGAGGCACCAGAUCUAAACGUGCAAGUCCCAGAUGUAAAAACUAAGUCUAACAUAAAAUUUCCAGGGAUGAAAAUCAAAGGGCCCCAGGUGAAUGUACCUGAUGUUGAUGUAAAUGUGAACAGGAAAAAUCUGAAAGGAGAGGCAAGCCUUUCAGGAGAUUUAAAAGGUCCUAAGAUAGAUAUUGGAGGAGGGGGAGGAAGAGUAGAUGUUGACUCAAAUGUUUCAGGAUACAGUGGACUACAUUUCCCAGAGGGACACGUAUCAUUCCCCAAAAUCAAUGUUCCAAAGUACCAUGGGCCAGAGAUGGGAGAAGAUGUUGAUGCAGGAUCAAGAGCAGGGGCAGGGGCAACAGUGAGGGGUGGAAAGAUUGAUGUGCAGGCUCCUUCGGUUAGUGGUAGUUCUCCGAGCCUGGAGCUGCACAGUGGUGAGAAAGUAAAGGUCAAGAUGCCAAGGUUCGGUUUUGGCAAGUCAAAAGCAAAGGGAGGUAGUGCAGUAGAUCUUAGCUUUCAGGGGCCGGACGCAGAACUGGGAGCCGGUGGCGGUGUUAAGGGCUCCAAAGAGUUGAGUUUAAGUCAUGGGGAGUUAGUAAGUGGCAAGUUGUCUGUAGAGGGAGGAUCUGGGCAUAGUGUGUCCCCUAAGAGCAAAUCAGCCUCACUGGAUCUUUUGAAGAAAUCAAGGCAUCGGUCUUCCUCUGUGGCGAGUGACGAGGGAGAUCUGGCUGUGUCUUCCCCCUCAAGUCACUUAAGUGCUGAGGGUGGCGACAUCUCUGUAGAUGUUGGGAGGGCCAAGGUGAAAGGAAAGAAGUUAAAGUUUGGCACCUUUGGUGGUUUUGGCUCAAAGUCAAAGGGCUCAUAUGAAGUGCGACUGGGUGAAGAUAGUGAAGAGAGAGUUGAGGCAAGUGGUGUAUCUCUACCCUCCAAAAAGUCUAGAAUCUCUUCAUCCUCUAGCAGUGACAGUGGGUCUAGAGGUGGUUUCCGUUUCCCAAAACUCGAGUUGUCUGUGUCACCAAAGAAAUGAUGAAUUGUGAGGAUAAUUAUUAACUACAACCCAAUUGUCUGUUCCAUGUACACAACACCCCUAUCUGCUCAAGUUUUUAAACUUAUGGGGUAGAUGACAUUGUUCAGACUACAAUUUAACUGUAAAUAAGAUGAAUCUGUAUUGUAUUGUAUUAUUAAGUAUUGUCUUUUGUACAUAGUCAAAAUUUAUUGAACUUAUUACCAUCUCACCAAAUUCAUACCAAUAGUGCCUCACAUGUUUAGUCCAAGUGUUGCAUUGCAUUCUUUUAAAAAUGCAUUUAGUUAAGAUUAGCUGUGGUAUUUUUGUAUCCAGACGGGGUCUAUUGCACAAACAUAGUUUAGUUUGUUAUUUUGAAGAAAAGUAUGUUUAUAUACACAGACAACAACUACUUUUCGUUUUUAAUGUAUGUAAUGAUUUACAUUUGUUUUGAAGCUUUGGAUAUAUAAUCGUUGCAGAAGCAUAUUUACUCAACAUAGAGCAGGGCCCUGUAUAACAUUCUAUCAAGAGUGACAAUGCUAUUAGAGACCAUCAUUGAAAAUAAAAGCAAUGUUUAUGUACUCUAUCAACUCUAUGAACAGCUGUUGUUAAUCUUUGAGAGAGAGAGAGAGAGAGAAUGUCCUUUUUAAUUUUAUUUUUAUUUUUUAAUAUAUUUUUUUUUACAUCCAUUUGAUUACUACUAUUUGUCAAUUUUUCCCUUCAACACCUUUAAUUAGAAUUCUACUCAAAUGACAAAUGACAAAAUAACGUAUGAUGAAGAAUCCAUUUGUAUUUUUUAAUUGUUUUAUUCUUGUACAAUCAAGAGAUGUAAUGUAAAGAAACAGAAUAAGGAAAGUAUAAAUUAUAAAGUAUAAAAAAAGUAAGAAAGUAUAAAUAUAAAUAAAGCAAAUUGUGUUUUUUAACGAAGACAUUGUCUUACAUUCAGAUGGAUCACUCUCUCUCUCUCAAUGUCUCUCUAUUUCUCUCCCUCACUGUCUCACUUAAUGUAAGUCUCUGGUGUUUUGGUUAUACUAAAGAAAAUAUAUGACUAUCAUGAAUAAAGAGUCACGCUGUAUUCUUUUUGUUGUUGCACCUUUUAUAGGUAAACAAAUAUCUGCAAUGUUAAUAACAGAGAACGAAAGAUGAAAAUUUUCUCUUUUAUUUGAUGGAGUUGGGAGUUUUGAAUACUAUUUGGAUCAAUUGUGUUUCAUUCUGCAAAAUAAAUCUAAUAAACGGUUAAGAUACCAA
Messenger RNA from Oncorhynchus gorbuscha (pink salmon), 17652 nucleotides. Its product is annotated as neuroblast differentiation-associated protein AHNAK-like. The coding region runs from base 397 to 16428 and encodes 5343 amino acids. The record is from RefSeq and is a predicted model, not a curated record. Gene Ontology annotation, biological process: regulation of RNA splicing. Gene Ontology annotation, molecular function: protein binding. Lineage: Eukaryota; Metazoa; Chordata; Actinopteri; Salmoniformes; Salmonidae. Gene Ontology annotation, cellular component: cytoplasm; nucleus; costamere. The transcript has 7 exons.